Molecule: messenger RNA, 1569 nt
Organism: Saimiri boliviensis boliviensis (Bolivian squirrel monkey)
Lineage: Eukaryota; Metazoa; Chordata; Mammalia; Primates; Cebidae
Source: RefSeq, a predicted model, not a curated record
CUAAGGCCAAGGAGUCGCUCUGGGCUUGCCCGGGUUCAGUACCCAUUCAUGUAGCCCCCAUCAAAGAGCGCUCAGGCUGGCAGGGUCCUAUGGGACCACUGGGCCAGCAUGCUUCUCUCUCCCGUGAGGGAACUGAGGCCUGGGGCUGGGGCUUGUCCUUCAGCACCUCUGCAAUCAGGGAGAACUUUGCCUCUCCCCAGCACCCUGGUUCUUGAACUGGAAGCUGAGCUCUGAGGUUUGGAAUCUGACCCAGAGGUCCUGUGAAGUCCUGUCUGCUCUCUUUCACUAGACCACCUACUGUUGCGGCUGGAGGGGACACUUUGGCAAAUGAACUGCUCGAUGAUGUGCUUAAUGGCAGUCACCCUAUAUUCAGAUCCACCUGGCAAGUCUAUCUGAGGUUAAGCUGAAAUAACAAGAAAGGCCCAAAGAGUGCAGAAGGUUCUGGGAAAUAGAAGACCCCACAGCCCGACUGGCUUUGGUCACCUAAGAAUGGACUCUCCUGCCUGUGCUGCUUCCGCCACCCCUGUUCCAGCGCUGGCCCUGGCCCUUGCUCCGGCCCCAGCACAAGCCCCGCUGGCACUCCCUGGCCUGUUAAGCGCGUCUCCUCUUCUCUCCUCUGGACAAGAAGUAGACGGGAGUGAGAGAGGAGCUUGUCUCUGGAGGCCCUGGCUGUCCUCCACAAAUGACUCCCUAAGGCAGAUGAGGAAGCUGGUGGAUUUGGCUGCCAGUGGGACAACAGCUGCUGAGGUCACCAAGGCUGAAUCCAAGUUCCAUCACCCUGUCAGGCUCUUCUGGCCUAAAUCUUACUCCUUCGAUUAUCUGUACAGUGCUGGGGAGACUUUAUUGCAGAACUUUCCUAUCCAGGCAACCAUCAACCUAUAUGAGGACUCAGACAGCGAAGAUGAAGAAGAGGAUGAAGAGGAGGAGGAGAAGUAGGAGGCUGAUGAAAAGGAGCCAGAAGGGUGUGUGAGGGUACCAGGGUUCAUAUCUUACAGCGCCAUAGCUCAUUUCUCUUCCUCACCCCUGGCCUAUCCAAAUGGAGGCAGCCAGAGUCUGAUUGGGGUUGUUUGUCAGGCAAGUUUCCACAGACUUCAAUUAGCCAGGGGUAUUAGUCCAGCAGGUAGAGAUUUCUGGACUGAAAAUUGGGUCCUCUGGCUGCCCAGCUCACCACAGCUUACCUGACUGCCUUGUGAGCCCAGACUUCUGGCAUCUCAUUGUCUGGGCUGCUGUUGCGUUGACAAUGGGAGCGUUCUAGGAGCUCUAGAAAAAGGAAGGCUUGCCGAAGCCCCAGGAAGCAGAGCAGGACAGGGCACGUCCUUGUGGAGGGAAGUCGUUACUCCUCAGGCCCUUUGACUCCCCAGCCUUCCCAGGUGGCCUGACUUCUGGCAGAUCCAUGCAAGGUUGGGGUGCCUUUUUGAUGAGUCCUACAGGAAGGGAAGGGGGCGUGUAGAGAAUCGGCUUGCUCUGGAGAUGCCCCCCAUUUUGCCUGCUAUCCAUUAAAGUCUGUAUGUUGGCAUGAGAUGAAUCAGUCGAAAAAUAAACUUGAUGGUGUUUUUCUUUUUCUUGGAA